AUGCCGACGACAACCACGACAGUCACGGGUCGGCCGACCAUGUUCCACUCCUUUGACAGUCGCCGCAGUCCCCCGGGCUCGGGUGUGAGCUCCCCAAUAACCUCACGAAAGGUCAACCGCUCAUGCCAGGAAUGCACGAGACGCAAGGUCAAGUGCGAUGGUGGACAUCCUUGCGCCAGCUGCCAGUACUACAAGGUCGCAGACUCAUGCGAGUACAGGCAGCGGAGCAGACGACAUGCCGUCAGCAGGAGUACUCUUGAAAAGACUUCGGAGCAGCUCCGGGCCCAGUCCAGUGUGCUGCAGGAACUCUUCCCUGAUGUACCCGUCGACGAUCUGGUAGGCAAAAGUCGAGCAGAGUUGCUCGCCCUGCUGCCGCGGGAGUCUCUCUUUGUUUUGCGCUCCACCGCUCUGCAUGCGGACCCAUCACCAGUUGGCGUCUCAGCUGCUGAUGACGAUGACGACGAUGACGGCUCCGAUGGCUCCGCGCAGGUUUCUGAGAAUGGGGAGGCUGCAAAUGACAGACGUUGGGAUGAGCCCGCCCAACAGCCGGCGACUCUGGGCUCCAGCGACGACAUCAACGCCGUAAGUCUCGCAACAGACCAACACCGCCGCUCUUAUCUUGGCGCGACAUCCAUGAGCGCCGUUCUCAGGGCAGUAUUCCGUCUUUGCCCCGCUGCCAAAGAUCAUACUGCUCAGAGAGCAAAGGCGUGGAACGAUCUCCAUUAUCAAUCCCAGCUGCUUCCAUCCUUGUCUCUCGUCACCCCGGGCACAGGCUUGAACCCUCUCCGGGAACAGCGCUGCAUUGACUUCUACUUUGAUCACAUCCAUUCAGUAACCCCGAUUCUUAAUGAAGACGACUUCAGACGUAACCUCUCAGCAGGAAACCGUAUCGAUGGAUCCUGGCUGGCCCUCCUCAACAUGGUUUUCACCUUGGGCUCCAUCGCCUCCGGCAGCGACUCUCUCCACGUCCAAUACUACAAGGAGGCCCGCGCCCACCUCGACCUAGAUUCCUUAGGCUCUGGCAACAUGGAGAGCCUACAAGCUCUCUGCCUUCUCGGGGGCUACUACCUGCACUACCGAAACUCACCCAACAUGGCAUAUGCUGUCCUCGGUGCUGCUCACCGCGUCGCAAUAGCCCUGGGAUUACACCGGGAACCCGCCCGCAGCCGCGCCGCCGAGCCCGCAGAGAGCGUCACGGAGCACGGGACCUACAUCUCACGCGCCGAGACGCGCAGACGGACUUGGUGGAGCCUUUUCUGCCUCGACACGUGGGCGAGCAUGACCCUCGGCCGCCCAACGUGCGGCCGAUGGGAUAGCAGUACCAUGGACACCCUCUUACCCACGCCUCUAUUCCCCGACGACCACGUAGCAGCUUCCCUGCGGGCAAGCUGUCUAUUCUGCCACAUCUGCGACAGGAUCCAGCACCGUUUUGCGCAACCCGCGCGUCUGUCCGCCCACGAAGCUAUGGCUUUUGACCGCGAGCUGGUGGAGUGGCACGACUCCCUCCCCGACUACCUAAAGAACCCAUCAAACUCUCCACCUCGCCUGACGGAAGCACGCGAGUUCAUGCGAAAUCGCUACCUAAAUGUCCGCCUAAUCCUAUCCCGAAGCUUCCUCCUCUAUCUCGCCCAAGACCAUACCCUCAGACGCGGCGCCACCGCCAUCUCGGCUGUGACGGGGCCUUCUUCCGACGAGCUCGCCCUCGUCGAGACCUGCCGCUCCGUUGCCAUGGAGGCCAUCGAUGCAAUCACCCUCUACUGGACACCCAACCGUGUCCAUGUCUGGAACUCGGCAUGGUACCUUUUCCAAGCUUGCAUGGUUCCCAUACUCUCCAUAGCCAUCGAGGCACAUUUACGAAACAUCGUUCGCAAGCAGCAGCAACAGCAACAGCAACAACAGCAGCAGCAGCAGCAGCAGCAGCAGCAGCAGCAGCAGCAACAAUACCCACCACCACCAGCACCCGCGCCAACCGCAAUCCCAUCACAAGCAACAGCAAACUUGGCAAUAUUACCAACAGCAGCGACCGCCAACUCCCCCGAGAACAACACCAUCCUACAAUCAUGGUGCGCAAGCCUCGCAAAAGCCCUCGAGCUCUUUGCCGAAAUGCGCCCGUGGAUGCGCGCCUCGGACCGCACCCCCGACAUCAUCGGCGCUCUCUACGAGGCCGUCACCGCCGAGCUCGAAGGCUCCGGCGCCGGCUCCGCCAUCCGCACGCCCUCGGCCACCACGGACAGCGGUAUGGACAUGUCGAUGUGGUGCGACGAGCAGCUGGCGGAGAUGGACUGGAGUGCAUUUCUGGGAGGCGGCGGUGAUGGCGGUGGUGGCGGCGGCGGCGGUGGUGACGAUGGGGUGCAUAACGGCAUGUUUAUUUUCUCGUAA
Messenger RNA from Colletotrichum orchidophilum, 2379 nucleotides. Its product is annotated as fungal specific transcription factor domain-containing protein. Gene Ontology annotation, cellular component: nucleus. Lineage: Eukaryota; Fungi; Ascomycota; Sordariomycetes; Glomerellales; Glomerellaceae. Bases 1 to 2379 code for a protein of 792 amino acids. The transcript is spliced from 2 exons. Gene Ontology annotation, biological process: DNA-templated transcription; positive regulation of transcription from RNA polymerase II promoter by galactose. The record is from RefSeq and is a predicted model, not a curated record. Gene Ontology annotation, molecular function: RNA polymerase II cis-regulatory region sequence-specific DNA binding; zinc ion binding; DNA-binding transcription factor activity, RNA polymerase II-specific.